Messenger RNA from Solanum dulcamara, 1453 nucleotides. RefSeq names its product zeatin O-glucosyltransferase-like. Gene Ontology annotation, molecular function: UDP-glycosyltransferase activity. Bases 1 to 1419 code for a protein of 472 amino acids. The transcript has 2 exons. NCBI's taxonomy places the organism in Eukaryota, Viridiplantae, Streptophyta, Magnoliopsida, Solanales, Solanaceae. The record is from RefSeq and is a predicted model, not a curated record.
AUGGCAACCAAAUAUGAAGUAGUUGUUGUUAUUGUGCCAUUUCCAGCACAAGGUCAUCUCAAUCAACUCCUUCAUUUUUCAUCUCUUAUUUCUUCUUACAAAAAUAUUCAAGUCCAUUAUGUUGGUACAAAAAUUCAUACUAGACAAGCCAAAAUUAGAGCUCAUGGUUUAUUAAACCCUAAUUCUUCCAAUAAUAUUAUUCAUUUCCAUGAAUUUUCAACACCUUCAUUUCCAUCACCACCACCUAAUCCUAAUUCAAAUAUCAAAUUUCCUUCACACCUUCAACCUUCAUUUGAAUCAUCCUAUCAUCUUCGAAGCCCCGUGGCUUCACUUCUACGAUCUUUAUCGUCUAUUUCACGUCGAGUUGUUGUUGUUCAUGAUUCUUUAAUGGCUUAUGUUGUUCAAGAUUUCACUUCAUUACCAAAUGUUGAGUCCUAUAACUUUCAUAGUGUUUCUGCUUUUACUAUCUUCUUGUUCUUAUGGGAAUCAAUGGGAAAGCCUUUCCCUAUUGAGGCUGAAAUACUAGACAACUUACCAUCUCUUCAAGGUUGUUUCACGUCAGAGUUCAUGGAUUUCAUGGCUUCUCAAAGGAAGUACUCAAAAUAUGACUCUGGAAAUAUUUACAACACAAGUAGAGUUAUCGAAGGAAAAUUCAUGAAUUUACUUGAAAAAGAACCAAUCAAAAGAAAUAAAACACAAUGGGCUAUAGGUCCAUUUAAUCCAGUGAAGAUUAUUAGCAACAACAAUUUAUCAAUUGGUCAAUAUCAACGUCACAAAUGUUUGUCAUGGCUUGAUAAACAAUCUCCAAAAUCCAUCAUUUUUAUUUCAUUUGGUACAACAACUUCACUAAAAGAUGAACAAAUCAAAGAGCUUUGUAUAGGGUUAGAAAAAAGUGGAAUAAAGUUUAUUUGGGCAUUAAGAGAUGCUGAUAAAGGUGAUAUUUUCUCUGGAGAAUUGAGAAAAAUUGAACUUCCAAAAGGGUAUGAAGAGAGGAUAAUAGUUCAAAAUAAGGGAAUAAUAGUAAGAGAUUGGGCACCACAAUUGGAGAUUUUAGGACAUUUAUCAAUUGGUGCGUUUAUGAGUCACUGUGGAUGGAAUUCGUGCGCGGAAAGUUUAUCACUGGGAGUACCUAUUAUUGCAUGGCCUAUGCAUUCUGAUCAACCAAGAAAUAGUAUUUUAAUAACUAAGUUUUUGAAAGUUGGUAUAAAUAUUUUGCAUAAUUGGGAACGUAGUAUAAAUGAAGUGGUGAAAUCAAAUAUUAUUGAACAUGUCAUUGUGACACUAAUGUUGAAUAAUAUUGAAGGAAAUGAAAUUCGUCGGAGAGCGGCGGAAUUAGGAGCGGCUAUUCGGAGAUCGGUGGUGGAAGGCGGCGUAACGAGGAAGGAAUUGGAGUCUUUCAUUGCUCACAUCACUAGAUAAAUACAACAUGCUGGCAAAUAGUCGAAUUAGAUCA